AUGUAGAUGACUUAAAAUGUGCCCCAUUUGGAAGCUGUAACAGUGGGUCUGCAGUCAGCAGCCUGGCAAGCUAUGACUGGUCUGACAAAGAAGACAUUCAUCAGGGCAAGAAGCUCUCCUCCUUUGUCCAGUCUGCAGGAAGUGGAUCCUCCGCGGCUACUUCUGUUCUUCAGAAGAAGGAGACCUUGUUUGGCAGUUCAGAAAACAUUACCAUGACAACAGUUUCCAAAGUGACAACCUUUUCCAGUGAGGAUGCUUUACAGGAUGUUUCCUUUGCAGCCUUUGCAAACUUUAAAGACUCUGGACCAAUAUCCAGCGGUCCAAGUGACGAUGACAUCGGAGACUUUGGUGAUUUUGCAAGACCUUCAUCAGAAGCGCAGGACGCAGCAGCAGCUGAUGCAAACGAGGAGGCAGAUUUCCUUGCUAGUGGUAUCUCUUCUGAACUGCGAAGAGAGUCCACAGAUGACUUUGGAGAAUUCCAAAGUGAAAAGCCAAAAAUCAGCAAGUUUGACUUCUUGGUGGCAACUUCCCAAGGCAAGGUGAAAUCUAGUGAAGAAAUGAUCAAGAGUGAACUGGCUACUUUUGACCUGUCUGUUCAAGGGUCUCAUAAAAGGAGCUUAAGCCUAGGUGACCGAGAAAUAAGUCGCUCUUCAGCUUUACCAGUUUUGGAACAGCCAUUUAGAGAUCGUUCAAAUACUCUAAGCGAGAAGCCUGCUUUGCCUGUCAUCAGAGACAAAUACAAAGACUUGACUGGGGAAGUUGAGGAAAGUGAGAGGUAUGCAUAUGAAUGGCAAAGGUGCUUGGAGAGUGCCCUGCAAGUUAUAAAGAAAGCAAAUGAUACCUUAAAUGGGAUAAGUAGUUCAUCCGUCUGCACUGAAGUCAUCCAGUCUGCUCAAGGCAUGGAAUAUUUACUAGGGGUUGUUGAGGUCUACAGAGUGACAAAGAGAGUUGAACUGGGUAUCAAAGCAACGGCUGUGUGUAGUGAGAAACUCCAGCAGCUGCUGAAGGAUAUUGAUAAAGUGUGGAACAACCUAAUAAGCUUCAUGUCCCUUGCUGCUUUAGCGCCAGAUGAAAACUCGCUGGAUUUCUCUUCCUGUAUGCUGCGUCCAGGGAUUAAAAAUGCCCAAGAUCUUGCCUGCGGAGUGUGCCUCCUAAAUGUGGAUUCAAGAAGUAAAGCCUUUAAUUCAGAAACGGAUAACUUUAAGCUGGCGUAUGGAGGGCACCAAUACCACGCGAGCUGUGCAAACUUCUGGAUCAACUGUGUGGAGCCCAAGCCCCCGGGUCUCAUUCUGCCAGACCUGCUCUGAAAGCAGUUGCGCUGAAGAUGGAAGCGUCGGGUCUAAUAAUUCAGGACACUUGGGGUAAACUGUGUGAUAGGGUAAGUGGAAAGGCUU
Molecule: messenger RNA, 1394 nt
Organism: Phaethon lepturus (White-tailed tropicbird)
Lineage: Eukaryota; Metazoa; Chordata; Aves; Phaethontiformes; Phaethontidae
Product: synergin gamma-like
Exons: 7
Cellular component (GO): clathrin coat of trans-Golgi network vesicle
Source: RefSeq, a predicted model, not a curated record